UUAGAUGGCAGUUACAAUGAAAGGAGAAUCUUAUGUUUCUUUUUCAGUGCUUUAAUUCGUGUCUAUACUUGUGUAACAUUGGUGUCUGGUGUUUGUUACUUUACUUGCUAAAACUAAAAACCGUACUUUCGCAAGUGGUAGAGUUAGAUCCCUGCUGUGCUAGGUGGGCUUCCUUUUCUUAAGCUGGUGGGCACCGGUCGUGCGGAGAGGAGGCCAUCGUGCUGUCCUUCAGAUUUGACUGGGGAGCAUUUUUGUUUUUUGCCUUUGGUUUUGUUUUGCCUUUUGAAGUCAGAGUCUCUGUGUUGCCAGGCUGGUGUUGCCAAACCCCUGGUUUCAAGUGAUCCCCCUACCCCGGGCUCCUGAGCAGCUGGGACCACAGGAGCAAGCCACUGUGCCUGUCUUCACUGGGGAGAAUGUUUCUGAGUGGCAUCUGCCUGGCCCUCUAGAUAGCACUAUUUCCUGGCAUGAGGAAGAGAGGGAACAAUGUGGUAUGAGCCAUCAGCGUGUUCCUGCAUUCCCUUCUGGUGCAGCGUGGACUCUGGGAGUCAGCCCAUCCUGAGAUCUUCCUUCCCACUGGGGUUGUAGAACCUGGCAGUAGAGCAGCAGCCCUGCCUGUGCCUGCCAGCUCGGGGAAUCAGGAGUGAGACCCCAGGAGGGACAGAUGAUUAUUUCAUUACCCGAGAGUUGCCUGCUCACCACAGACACGGUGAUUCGAAGCUCUUUAGGGGCGUACAUCACUAAGUGGAAGCCGCCUCCGUCUCCUCUCCUGGCUCUGUGCACGUUUUUAGUCUCACAAAGGCACGCUGGUGAGCAGUCUGUCUGGAAGCCUUACCUGGAUGUUUUACCCAAGUCCUACACCUGCCCUGUUUGUUUGGAGCCAGAAGUGGCGAAUCUUCUUCCUGAACCUUUAAAAACAAAGGCUGAAGAACAGAGAACGUCUGUGCAGGAGUUCUUUGCUUCCUCCAGAGACUUUUUUUCCUCCCUGCAGCCUCUGUUUGAAGAGGCCAUUGACACCGUGUUCAGCUACAGCGCCCUCCUGUGGGCCUGGUGCACAGUCAACACCAGAGCAGUGUACCUGAGGGCCAGGAGGCGGGCCUGCCUUUCAUCAGAGCCCGACACCUGUGCGCUGGCUCCUUACCUGGAUCUGCUGAAUCACAGCCCAAGUGUCCAGGUAAAAGCAGCAUUUAAUGAGGAAACGGGCUGUUACGGAAUUAGAACGGCUUCAAGUUGUAGAAAACACGAAGAAGUGUUUAUCUGCUAUGGCCCUCAUGAUAACCACAGACUGCUGCUGGAGUAUGGAUUUGUUUCCCCCUGCAAUCCUCAUGCUUGUGUUUAUGUCUCGAGAGAAAUACUUGUAAAGUAUCUUCCAUCAGUGGAUAAACAGAUGAACAAAAAGAUUUCCAUUUUAAAGGAGCAUGGCUUUCUGGAAAAUUUGACAUUUGGGUGGGAUGGACCAUCUUGGAGAUUACUCACAGCUCUGAAGUUGUUAUGUCUGGAAGCUGAAAAAUUUGCUUGCUGGACAAAAGUACUUCUCGGAGAAGUAAUUUCAGAUACAAAUGAGAAGACAAGUUUGAACAUAGCACAGAAAAUAUGUUAUUAUCUCUUAGAGGAGACUACUGCUGCACUUCAAAAGGUUUCUCACAUGAAGGAUGAAAAAGUGUCUUUGAUAAACCAGCUCGCUUUGGUGGAAACACUGUGGACGGAAGAGCUGAAGAUUCUGAAGGCCGCUGCUGAGACCCUUCGCAGUUUGCAGACCACACUUGUCUAACUUCCGCUUUGUGCCUUUGGUCACCUCCUAUGGUGGGUGUGACUGAAACUUUUUCAAACCACAGUUGGAAUAAACUGACUUGAUAGAGAAUCA
Messenger RNA from Chinchilla lanigera (long-tailed chinchilla), 1861 nucleotides. It is a transcript of the gene Setd4, whose product is annotated as SET domain containing 4. The transcript has 8 exons. Bases 662 to 1768 code for a protein of 368 amino acids. The record is from RefSeq and is a predicted model, not a curated record. Gene Ontology annotation, molecular function: protein binding; histone H3K36 methyltransferase activity; transcription coactivator activity. Lineage: Eukaryota; Metazoa; Chordata; Mammalia; Rodentia; Chinchillidae. Gene Ontology annotation, biological process: positive regulation of transcription by RNA polymerase II; peptidyl-lysine monomethylation; peptidyl-lysine dimethylation.